This is a messenger RNA of Coregonus sp. 'balchen', 35526 nucleotides long. The record is from the annotation of a GenBank genome assembly. Lineage: Eukaryota; Metazoa; Chordata; Actinopteri; Salmoniformes; Salmonidae.
AUGAACCUCAAAGAACAUGUAAGUGCAGCAUAGAGACAUCUAGUGGAGACAGGCAGAAGUACAGUAGACACUGUCCUCCAAUGCAUUACAUUUUAGUCAUUUAGCAGACGCUCUUAUCCAGAGCAACUUACAGUUAGUGAGUGCAUACAUGUUUUUUUUGUUGUUGUUUUUUUCAUACUGGUCCCCCGUGGGAAACGAACCCACAACCCUGGCGUUGCAUACACCAUGCUCUACCAACUGAGCUACACAGGACUAUUACAGUAGUAUAGAGGCACUGUAGGGAGAGUGGGUGUGUGAGGGCACAAUGAAACAUAAACACACUCCCAGUGAGAGUGAGUAAAGACCUGACCCAUAUAUUAUAUAUAUAUAUUUGUUAUAUAUUACACAUGCACGCACGCACAUUCAUAGACCUAUCGAGCGGCUUAAUUCACAGAAAAGCCUGUGUUUGGAGGGGAGGCCGGGCUAAACUUGUCUCGGGCAUCGGUUCACUGAUGAACUGUCAGAGGGAAACAUAUGUCUGGCCCGAUACAGUCACACAGGCAGAGGUAUGCUUUUGUAACAUCAGCAGGGACCCAAAGUAAAUUAUUUACACUAUUGACUGUGUGUUAGUGUUUCUAUGUGGUUGGGUCAGUGUGUGAUAGAAUUGGGGUCUUCAUUUACUGUGACAGUGUGUGUGGCUGUAUGUUCUGUGUGUAUGUGGGCAUGUGUCUUGGUGUGUGACAUUACAUGUAUCCGUGUGUGAGUUUGUUUGCACGUGCUUGCGUGUAUGUGUGUGUGCAUAUGUAUGUAUGACUGAGGAGGGUGUCUGGGUAUGCUGAUAUACAUUCUCAUUAACCCCAAUGGACACUAAUCUCCUUUGUGGCACUCUUUCAUCCUUACCUAGGAUUUAUAGCCCACUGAAUUAUGGGUAGUGCAUUGAUGUUGCCGUCUCCAUACAUCAAGGGAAACCCCAUCUAAACCCCAUCCAUUUCACCUGUGAGGAGACACUGACAGCAGUGACUCAUUACUCAUAGUCCUUGCCUGUCCCCUUCACACUAGUCAAUGCAGACAAGAUCAUAACCCAUUACAUUAUAGCACAGUCCAUCAUAUAGAUGGUGCAGGGGCCUGCUGGGUAGGCUGGAGCAGGGUUUCUCAAUCCAGGGCGUGCACAUUUCUGAUUCAACUAUUUCAAGUCUUGGCGAGUAGUUGAUCAGGUGUGUUAGUGCUGGGCUAGAACAAAAACAUGCAUCCCUGUUCCUCACAGCCCCACCCAGAGGCUCUGAUGUCCGAGUGAUCACUCGUUGAUUGGAUGUUAAUUAUGAUGUAGCCACAUGAUGGAGCUGAUAAUUUGUGUGAUAACGAGCUAGUCACUGAUCCCCCACCCCCUUGGGGGUCUGAGACACCCCUCUAGGGGGAAACCAGUCAUUUACCAGUCAGCCAUUUGUCUUUGACCUUCGUCUCAACCCCUAUGAAUCCAGGCAUCCAGUGGUUGUACUUUUCUUUCCCUACUCUCCCCUUUAGGAAUCCAGUCAGUAUUUGGUUAUAAGUUUCUAUCAUCUCUCUUGGAAAUCAUAUUUCACUAAUCUUGGAUUUUUGGGGGGAUCAUUAUUCUUGGAAAAAAACCAUAUGUUGACAUCACAUGAUCAUGCAAAACCUUUACCAUCGCAAAUGCCAAACAAUAAAGGCAACACAGGUACAUUUGGUUCUUCCAUUUCUGCUUGUAUCUGGAUGUUGUUGCUAUGCAUGUUAGCUGAGUUAGAGUUCCUUACAUUUAUUGCAAGUCUGCUGCAGUGGGAAGGACACUCUCCCCCUCUGCCUUGGAGGUGUGAAGUGUCUGUUUACAGGUCACACCUCUGAGCUCUCAUGGGACCCUUGACCCACCAUUCAUCCCCCUUGACCUUGCCCACCUUAGCCUUGAGCCAAUAAGAACUUUAGGCUGGGACUGAUAUCAGUCGGCCCAUCCCGGGGUCAGAAGUCAGUUUUCCAGUGAAAGGUGUAGGCUACUCUACCACAACUGGACAUUUCUAUCGUCUCUUUUCUGCUAAAGGAUUCUAAACUCUGAACCUCCCUGGUGUGAUGUAAAUGCGUCGAUGAUGAUAAACCAUUCAUUCAACUACACCAUAAAGCCGUGUGUGUCUGAGGCAAUAAAGUGUUAAACUUGAGUCUGUGUCCUGUUCAUCAUUGUGCCUCAAACCAGGUACACAGAGCAAUUACAUUUUAGUCAUUCAGCAGACACUCUUAUCCAGAGCAAUUAGGGUUAACUGCCUUGCUCAAGGGCACAUCAACAGAUUUUCACCUAGUCGGCUCGGGGAUUAGAACCAGCUACCUUUCGGUUACUGGCACAACGAUCUUAACCACUAAGCUACCUGCCGCCCCAAUCAUUCCUUAUCUAAUCCGGCACCUUCAUUUUUGGUGUCCAUUACCAGUUGGUGGCGCUGUUUUUCAAUGAGCAAUAUCUUUCAUAGCACACUACUCUGCUGUGAUAAAGCGUUUUGUUCCACUAUAGAGCAUGACCUCUAGUUGACACGUACCUGAAGACAGAGAAUGGGGAUUCCCACAGUGGAAUGUAAUAACAUGCGGUAACUAUGGUUACACAGUGUGUUAGUCUCUCCAGGAACCAGCAGCGAUACAAUAGCAUCUCAAAGAUUUCAGCCCUAUUCAUUGUUAUUUCAUACACACACACACACACACACACACACACACACACACACACACACGCAAUGCAGUCAAACCACGCACACACUGAACAACCAAAACACAUCCACUGAAUAAUGUAAUGAAAUAUGUAUCCUCACGACAAAAUAAACUUGAUCUGUGUUGAAGCCAUUCCCUCUCUUCACCCCCCCCCCCCUCUCUCCCUCUCUCUCUCUCUUUCUCUCUCUCUUUAGUCUCUGGGGGUUUCUUCUGGUCACAGUACAUUCUGCUUCCCCCCCUCUCUCUCUUGGUCUCAAUCUCUCUGUCUCUGAGGGUUUCUUCUGGUCAUGUGACGUGUUGCUGUUAGGAAUGAGAGUGUGUGAAAAGGCUUUGUGUUUGCUGCAAUCUAUCCGACUGUGACUCCAUCCAGCCGACUGGCGGCCUCCUAUCAGAGGGUGAUCUAAUACCAGGAUUACUCCUGGAUUAUCUGUGGCUCCCAUGGGAAAACAGAAGUUCUUAGAGUCCUGCACUGCCUCUCGAAUGUUGUCCAUUUGUAAUGGUGUCAGAAGUUGUCAUCUGGACCUUGAUGAGUGCUUCUGCACUGUGUGAGGCAAAAUGGUGCAUGAGCAUUUUCAAUGUUGGUUACACGGUUGCUUACAUAGAUUGUUAGGCUUUUGUGACGCUCUUGGUCGAGCAGAAGAAGGAUCGAGAGAGGAGAGAGAGAAGAGAGAGAAGGGGAGAGAGAGGAGACGGGAGGAGGAAGAGAGAGAGAGGGGGAGAGAGAGGGAGAAGAGAGGCGAAAGAGAGGAGAGAGGAGCGAAGAGAGCAGCGAGGAGCGAGCGAGAGAGAUCCGUAUCCUAUCUUAAGAUCGAGAUACUCGAUCUGCUUCAGGAGAGUAGCUCUUCUAUAUCUCUAUCGCUCUCUCUCGAUCUCUCUCUCUAGAUCGUAUCUCUCUCUCUCUCCUCUUCUCUCUCUCUCUUCUCUCUCUCUCUCUAUGUUAAUAAUAUAUAUAUUAUAUAUACACACACAACAACAAAAAGCCUCUCUAAUCCUGUACUGCAAGGGUUCAUUGUCUGACUCGGUGUAGAUUAGUGUGUGUGUGUGUAUGUCAGUCAGUAGUAGUAGUAGUAGCUUGCAAACGUAUUCACCCACCUUGGCAUUUUUCCUAUUUUGUUGCCUUACAACCUGGAAUUAAAAUGGAUUUUUGGGGGGUUUGUAUAAUUUCAUUUACACAACAUGCCUACCACUUUGAAGAUGCAAAAUAUUUUUUGGGGUGAAAGCGUGCAUAGCUAUUCACCCCCCCAAAGUCAAUACUUUGUAGAGCCACCUUUUGCAGCAAUUACAGCUGCAAGUCUCUUGGGGUAUGUCUCUAUAAGCUUGGCACAUCUAGCCACUGAGAUUUUUGCCCAUUCUUCAAGGCAAAACUGCUCCAGCUCCUUCAAGUUGGAUGGGUUCCGCUGGUGUACAGCAAUCUUUAAGUCAUACCACAGAUUCUCAGAUUAGAUUGAAGUCUGGGCUUUGACUAGGCCAUUCCAAGACAUUUAAAUGUUUCCCGUUAAACCACUCGAGUGUUGCUGUAGCAGUUAGAGUCAUUGUCCUGCUGGAAGGUGAACCUCCGUCCCAGUCUCAAAUCUCUGGAAGACUGAAACAGGUUUCCCUCAAGAAUUUCCCUGUAUUCAGCGCCAUCCAUCAUUCCUUGAAUUCUGACCAGUUUCCCAGUCCCUGCCGAUAAAAAACAUCCCCACAGCACGAUAAUGCCACAACAAUGCUUCACUGUGGGGAUGGUGUUCUCGGGGUGAUGAGAGGUGUUGGGUUUGCGCCAGACAUAGCGUUUUCCUUGAUGGCCAAAAAGCUCAUCUGACCAGAGUACCUUCUUCCUUAUGUUUGGGGAGUCUCCCACAUGCCUUUUUGCGAACACCAAACGUGAUUACUUAUUGUUUUCUUUAAGCAAUGGCUUUUUUCUGGCCACUCUUCUGUAAAGCCCAGCUCUGUGGAGUGUACGGCUUAAAGUGGUCCUUUGCAGCUCCUUCAGGGUUAUCUUUGGUCUCUUUCUUGCCUCUCUGAUUAAUGCCCUCCUUGCCUUGUCCGUGAGUUUUGGUGGGUGGCCCUCUCUUGGCAGGUUUGUUGUGGUGCCAUAUUAUUUCCAUUUUUUAAAAAUGGAUUUAAUGGUGCCCCGUGGGAUGUUCAAAGUUCGCUGCUUCAGUGUUAUGAGAUAUUUUUGUCAGAUGUUACUAUGGUAUACUGAAGUAUAAUUACAAGCAUUCCAUAAGUGUCAAAGGCUUUUAUUGACAAUUACAUUCAGUUUAUUCAAAGAGUCAAUAUUUGCAGUGUUGACCCUUCUUUUUCAAGACCUCUGCAAUCCGCUCUGGCAUGCUGUUAAUUAACUUCUGGGCCACAUCCUGACUGAUAGCAGCCCAUUCUUGCAUAAUCAAUGCUUGGAGUUUGUCAGAAUUUGUGGGUUUUUGUUUGUCCACCCGCCUCUUGAGGAUCGACCACAAGUUCUCAAUGGGAUUAAGGUCUGGGGAGUUUCCUGGCCAUGGGCCCAAAAUGUUGAUGUUUUGUUCCCAGAGCCACUUAGUUAUAACUUUUGCCUUAUGGCAAGGUGCUCCAUCAUGCUGGAAAAGGCAUUGGUCGUCACCAAACUGUUCUUGGAUGGUUGGGAGAAGUUGCUCUCAUUCUUUAUUCAUGGCUGUGUUCUUAGGCAAAAUUGUGAGUGAGCCCACUCCCUUGGCUGAGAAGCAACCCCACACAUGAAUGGUCUCAGGAUGCUUUACUGUUGGCAUGACACAGGACUGAUGGUAGCGCUCACCUUGUCUUCUCCGGACAAGGUGUUUUCCGGAUGCCCCAAACAAUCGGAAAGGGGAUUCAUCAGAGAAAAUGACUUUACCCCAGUCCUCAGCAGUCCAAUCCCUGUACCUUUUGCAGAAUAUCAGUCUGUCCCUGAUGUUUUUCCUGGAGAGAAGUGGCUUCUUGCUGCCCUUCUUGACACCAGGCCAUCCUCCAAAAGUCUUUGCCUCACUGUGCGUGCAGAUGCACUCACACCUACCUGCUGCCAUUCCUGAGCCAGCUUUGCACUGGUGGUGCUCCGAUCCCACAGCUGAAUCAACUUUAGGAGACGGUCCUGGCGCUUGCUGGACUUUCUUGGGCGCCCUGAUGCCUUCUUCACAACAAUUGAACCUCUCUCCUUGAAGUUCUUGAUGAUCCGAUAAAUGGUUGAUUUAGGUGCAAUCUUACUAGCAGCAAUAUCCUUGCCUGUGAAGCCCUUUUUGUGCAAAGCAAUGAUGACGGCACGUGUUUCCUUGCAGGUAACCAUGGUUAACAGAGGAAGAACAAUGAUUUCAAGCACCACCCUCCUUUUAAAGCUUCCAGUCUGUUAUUCUAACUCAAUCAGCAUGACAGAGUGUUCUCCAGCCUUGUCAUCGUCAACACUCUCACCUGUGUUAACGAGAGAAUCACUGACAUGAUGGCAGCUGGUCCUUUUGUGGCAGGGCUGAAAUGCAGUGGAAAUAUUUUUUGGGGAUUAAGUUCAUUUUCAUGGCAAAGAGGGACUUUGCAAUUAAUUGCAAUUCAUCUGAUCACUCUUCAUGCCAUUCUGGAGUAUAUGCUAAUUGCCAUCAUCAAAACUGAAGCAGCAGACUUUGUGAAAAUUAGUAUUUGUGUCAUUCUCAAAACAUUUGACCACGACUGUAUACUGAGAUCAUGUGACACUUAGAUUGCACACAGGUGGACUUUAUUUAACUAAUUUUGUGACUUCUGAAGGUAAUUGGUUGCACCAGAUCUUAUUUAGGGGCUUCAUAGCAAAGGGGGUGAAUAGAUUUGCACACACCACUUUUCCGUUAUUUAUUCUUUAGAAUGUUUUGAAACAAGUUAUGUUUUUCAUUUCACUUCACCAAUUUGGACUAUUUUGUGUAUGUCCAUUACAUGAAAUCCAAAUAAAAAUCCAUUUAAAUUACAGGUUGUAAUGCAUCAAAAUAGGAAAAACACCAAGGGAGAUGAAUACUUUUGCAAGGCACUGUAUGUGUCACAUGCUGUGUCUGACUGGGGUUUGGAAUGAGAACACUUUGUUUGGUGUUGGAGUGGUUGUUUAUGCUGAAAGAAGAUGGAAAACAGAAGGGAGAGAUGGAAAGUAAGAGAGCUCAGACUCAGUGAGCAUAGCUUUGCUAUUGAAAGAGGCCACCGUAGUCAGACCUGGCUCUCAAGAGAAGACAGGCUAUGUGCACACUGCCCACAAAAUGAGGUGGAAACUGAGCUGCAUUUCCUAACCUCCUGCCAAAUGUAUGACCAUAUUAGAGACACAUAUUUCCCUCAGAUUACACAGAAACACAAAUCCAAUUUUGAUAAACUCCCAUAUCUAUUGGGUGAAAUACCACAGUGUGCCAUCACAGCAGCAGGAUUUGUGAUCUGUUGCCACAAGAAAAGGGCAACCAGUGAAGAACAAACACCAUUGUAAAUAGAUCCUAUAUUUAUGUUUAUUUAUUUUCCCUUUUUGUAUUUUAACUAUUUGCACAUCGUUACAACACUGUAAAUAGCCUUAAUAUGACAUUUGAAAUGUCUCUAUUCCUUUGGAACUUUUGUGAGUGUAAUGUUUACUGUUCAUUUUGUAUUGUUUAUUUCACUUUAGUUUAUUAUCUAUUUCACUUGCUAUCUAUUUACCAUGUCUAUAAAGCCCUUUGAAUUGAAUUGAAUUGAGAGAGCGAGAGAGAGAGAGAGAGAGAGAGAGAGAGAGAGAAAGAGAGAGAGAGAGAGAGAGAGAGAGAGAGAGAGAGAGAGAGAGGAGAACACAAACACAUUUAAGCCGUUCUAUGUAGUCAUGAACUGUUAUGAAUGCUUUUAGCAUUCUAAUCAUGUACUAUAGAUGAUACAGUACUAAGCACUAUACACAGGUGACUUAUGAAAAGUGUCACCCACAGAUAUUCAACUGAGAACGAUCAGUGCCGCUAUAGCUGACUAGUAAAGCUGGCUGUUGUGUGAUAAACUAGGACGGCAGCAAUGGCGGUGGCAGAAGGCAUAUGCGACUGUGCGUUCAUGGAGAGUGUGUUCUGUUGGAGAGCUGCCUCGUCAGGGAGUGUGUAUGUGUGUGUUUGUGUAUGUAUGUGUGUGUGUAUGUGUUCUGGCACUAUGGAGCAGCAGUAGCAGGCAGGGCGGGAGAUCAGUGCUUGGUGCUGGCAGGAAUCGUCUGCUUAGGUCUGGCAGCAGGGAUCGGUGGGCUGGUGAAUAUCUUCAGCAAAGCACUGCUCCAUUGGGGGAGUUGUUGGCUUUUUCCUGUGUGUGUAUACUGCCUUUCCUCUUCCCUGAUGGUACUGGGCGGAUGGUAUGAUAAAUAUAGCUGCGUUGGUGUGUGGCUGUUUUCUCCUCGGCUUUAAUCAAAACCAAUCUGGAGGAGUAGAGAGGGGGAGAGAGUGAGAGAGAGGGGAAGGGAGUGGGAAAAUAUGGAACAUGCCAAGGUGUUUUAUUUUAGUUAUCUUUAAGGAGCCAUCAGGGACGCUUAUGGAAUAAUGAUAAACCUGGUGGCCAGAGUAAAGGGUCUCCCUCUCUCCCCUCGCUCUCCUUUCUCUUGUUGUCCCUUUUCCCUAUUUUCCUUCCGGCCUUUUCUCUCUACAUCCCCUCUUCUCUACACUCAGCUCAGAAAUAGGCAACAAUGUGUGUGUGUUCCUUUGCACCUUCAGGUUUAUGUUUUUACAUUUGACAUUUUAGUCAUUUAGCAGACGGUCUUAUCCUGAGGGACUUACAGUUAGUGCAUUCAUCUUAAGAUAGGUAGAUGGGACAACCACAUAUCUUAGUUAUAGUAAGUACAUUCUUCCUCAAUAAUGUAGUUAUCAGCAAAGUCAGAGCUGUGGUUUUGCUGUAAGAAUAUAAGCCAAACUGGUUAUUAGAAUAGAUGUCAUAUCUUUAUGCCAUAUUAUUAUUUUAAUCAUAAAAGCCCUCUUGUCCACACUGUUAUAUUGGCAGCAGUAUACUCCUUAGGGUGCAUGAUUCCCCCUUGUCUGUUCUAAGCCAUUGUUUUAUUGUGAUGCUGAACUUCACAGUUAGUCUGUCACUGUUCAAAUUGGCUCAGUGCUUAUCUUAAUUGCUUGUGAUAAUAAUAGCUACUCACAAUACACAAUAAUACUGUUCUCACGUCAUAUGCAAUACAAUAUGUACCAAAUAAGUUGGUAACCAACUAAAGAUGAAACAAUUUGUGCUUUAAGUAUGUAGAUUAUGUAGAUUAUCUUGACUUUAACAAACAAAUGCAGUGUGAAUAUAUUUCCUCCAGGGGAUGGGUGUGUGUGUAAUAACUGUGUUAUAAAUCCUCUUCCUCCAGGUGAUGUGGGUGUAAUAACUGUGUUAUAACCUCUUUAUCCAGGUGGCGUGUGUGUAAGAACUUUUAUAAUCUCUUCCUCCAGGUGGUAUGUGUGUGUGUGUGUGUAAUAACUGUGUUAUAGUCCCCUGUAGCUCAGUUGGUAGAGCAUGGCGCUUGCAAUGCCAGGAUUGUGGGUUCGUUUCCCACGGGGGGGCAGUAUGAAAAUGUAUGCAUUCACUAACUAACUGUAAGUCGCUCUGGAUAAGAGCGUCUGCUAAAUGACUAAAAUGUUAUAACCUCUUCCUUCAGGUGGUGUGUGUGAAAUAACAGUUAUAAUCUCUUCCUCCAGUUGAUGUGGGUGUGUAAUAACUCUUAUAACCUCUUCCUUCAGGUGAUGUGGGUGUGUAAUAACCGUAUAUAAUAACCAUAUAAUAACUCUAUAUAUCUCUGUUCCUCCAGGUGAUCAGGGUGUUUAAUAACUGUUGUAACAUCUUCCUUCAGUUGAUAGCUGUAUAAUAACCAUAUAAUAACUCUAUGUAUCUGUGUUCCUCCAGGUGAUGUGGGUGUGUAAUAAUUGCCGUAAGCAGCAGGAGAUCCUCACUAAGCCAGGGGAGUGGUUCUCAGGUCCAGGGAAGCCAGGUCUAGGCUCAGGCAUCAGUGACCCGGCCAUGUGUGGCCUGAACCCCGGUGACGAGAAGCUACGUUCCCGCUCCCAGGUCCCCCUGGGGCCCCACGACCCCAACUGCCCCAGUGUCCCAGGACUGGCACCAGGAAUGGACCUCCGCUCACGCAGCGAGCCGCCGUAAGCCCCGGCCACAAACACACAAAUGGUUAACCUGUAAACCUACUUAAACAUUACUCUAAACUGACAUACACCGCAUUAUUUCCAGGAGAAAGCCGGGUGAUCAGAACAGUAAAGGUCGAGGUGAGCAUCGGCCGGGUCAUCCCAGACUCCACACCCAGGUGUCUGUGGACCGUGACCAACGGGAGCGAGAGCGGAGGGAGGGCCGGCGGCUGAGUAAGGGCCGCUCUCUGGAACAUGACCCUGUGGGUGCGGGGGUCCCCCGAUGGACAGAAGAGGGCUACCACAUAGACACCAACGCCCCCCGACAUUUAGCACAGCCCCAGCCAGGGGAGCCACUGGGGGGCAGGCACCCUCUACAGCCCCAGGGGCGAGGCAGGGGGGUUGAGAUUGGGUUUGAGGGUGUUGGGGGCCAGCCCGAGGCUAUGCUGGGCCAGAGGACAGUGGUGGGGGGUAUUGGGGGCCAACAGGACCUUGGCCCUCCACAUCUCCAGCCCCCAGACCUCAGGGAAACCCCUGGGUCAGCCCCUGGCCCCGGACCAAGCCCCCUCCUGCGCCGGUCCAAACGGGAAAAGGCUGAGAGCAUGCUGCGAAAUGAUUCGCUCAGCUCGGACCAGUCAGAGUCUCUGCGGCCACCCCCGCCACGGCCCUACAAGUCAAAACGUGGCGGUGCCGGGAAGAGACAGACAUCAGUCAGCAGCUCAGAGGAAGAGGGAGGGACCACGCCAGAGUACAGCAGUUGUGAGGAUGCCGAGAUCGAGAGUGUUAGUGAGAGAGGUGAGAGAGGCUCCAGGGUAGAAGUUUCCCAUAGACACAGAUCUAGUUUCAGCGUACCCUCCCCAAAUCUUAACCAUAAAAAAUCAAGGAGAGACACAACACUGACUUCAGAUCAGCUUCUAGGGCCAGCUUUAUCCUACACUGUGAAAGAGCUUACCGAUACUGUAUGCAUCCCACACUGCAGUGAAAGAGGUAAGAGAGUGUGGUAACAUUGUGUGCUCCCUUGUUUUGAAGGCAUGCUGAGCACAAUUUUAAAUCAACGCUCACUCAUUGUGUGAGAAAGUGUGUGUGUGCUCACCGCCUUUUUAACACACUCAUACAUGGGAAGUGAUUGUAAAUAGUACCGACUAGCGAGAGCUGCUCAGUCUCUGUCUGCUUUCUUCAUUGUAACAAUCCAAACUUGAGGUUGCGUUCAACUUUAUUACAGGUAAAUAAUCAUAGGAUGUUCUUAUGAGAUUAUUAGAUGAGGAAUAGUGGUAUUUGUACGUCUUUGUACUGUAUAUAAUGUAAUAUAUUGUUAUUCUAUUUGAUCUCAGCUUGUUUUGUCGUGAGAAAACAUAUUUAGUUAAAUUAUUCAGUGGAUGUGUUUUGGUUGUUGAGUGUGUCUGUGUGUGACUGCAUUGUGUGUUUGUAUGUGUGUGCACUUGUGUGCGUGCGCUUGUUUGUGUAUGAUAUUCUGGCCAUGGCUUGGCCUGAGGGGAUAGAGUCCCAGGCGGGCAGGAUAGGUUGACCCUGCUCUGACCCAAUGUGACCCUGCGUGACAGAGCUAGGACACAGGCUGCAGCCCUGGAGCCAUGGGAACAAACACUAGGCUGGAUGCUUCUGUAACAUCGUCAUGUCUCAGCUAUGUUACUGCAAAUGCUAACCAUGUCCUAGCUCUUUACUUCAGGUCUUACCUUGUCAUAGCCAUGUACUUUAGUUUGAAGUGAACCAUGCCCAUGUACCUAACCAUGUCCUAGCUAUUUAUGUUAGCUCUAAUCAUGUUGUACAGUUCUAACUAUAGUCAGAGUCUGUUAUGUUUAGGCUAUAUACAUCUCACCUAGAUACAUCACAUUUGCUAGCAGAAGAAAGUAGGUACUACUGUAAACCCAGUACUGUUAAGAAUAGGCUUCAGUCCACUUUGAUUUAAUGCCAUUUGUUCCACAUGCCAACCUGGAUUGAAACCAGACAAAGCUCUCUAAUGACUAAUCGAUCAUAUGAGAGAGGAAGAGGAGAUUUGUCAAAACUAGUUUGAAUCAUACCAGUGCAGUAGCGAGCCAUUUUUCCUUUUUUAGCUCGGUCCAAGAUGGGUUGAGCACAGGAGGAGUGUUCAGGCAUUUAAAUAUUUCUCUGAGUGCGUGUGCAGUUGUACGAUGUACAGUUGAAGUCGGAAGAUUACAUACACUUAGGUUGGAGUCAUUAAAACUCGUUUUUCAAACACUCCACACAUUUCUUGUUAACAAACUAUUGUUUGGGCAAGUCGGUUAGGACAUCUACUUUGUGCAUGACACAAGUAAUUUUUCCAACAAUUGUUUACAGACAGAUUAUUUCACUUAUAAUUCACUGUAUCACAAUUCCAGUGGGUCAGAAGUUUACAUACACUAAGUUGACUGUCCCUUUAAACAGCUGGUAAAAUUCCAGAAAAUGAUGUCAUGGCUUUAGAAACUUCUGAUAGGCUAAUUGACAUCAUUUGAGUCAAUUGGAGGUGUACCUGUGGAUGUAUUUCAAGGCCUACCUUCAAACUCAGUGCCUCUUUGCUUGACAUCAUGGGAAAAUCAAAAGAAAUCAGCCAAGACCUCAGAAAAAAAUGGUAGACCUCCACAAGUCUGGUUCAUCCUUGGGAGCAAUUUCCAAAUGCCUGAAGGUACCACGUUCAUCUGUACAAACAAUAGUAUGCAAGUAUAAACACCAUGGGAUCACGCAGCCAUCAUACCGCUCAGGAAGGAGACGCGUUCUGUCUCCUAGAGAUGAACGUACUUUGGUGCGAAAAGUGCAAAUCAAUCCCAGAACAACAGCAAAUGACCCUGUGAAGAUUCUGGAGGAAACAGGUACAAAAGUAUCUAUAUCCACAGUAAAACAAGUCCUAUAUCGACAUAACCUGAAAGGCCGCUCAGCAAGGAGGAAGCCACUGCUCCAAAACCGCCAUUAAAAAAUCCAGACUACAGUUUGCAACUGCACAUGGGGACAAAGAUCGUACUUUUUGGAGAAAUGUCCUCUGGUCUGAUGAAACAAAAAUAGAACUGUUUGGCCACAAUGACCAUCGUUAUGUUUGUAGGAAAUAGGGGGUUGCUUGCAAGCCGAAGAACACCAUCCCAACCGUGAAGCACGGGGGUGGCAGCAUCAUGCUGUGGGAGUGCUUUGCUGCAGGAGGGACUGGUGCACUUCACAAAAUAGAUGGCAUCAUGAGGAAGUGGACAUCAGUCAGGAAGGAAGUUAAAGCAUGGUCGCAAAUGGGUCUUCCAAAUGGACAAUGACCCCAAGCAUACUUACAGAGUUGUGGCAAAAUGGCUUAAGGACAACAAAGUCAAGGUAUUGGAGUGGCCAUCACAAAGCCCUGACCUCAAUCCUAUAGAAAAUUUGUUGGCAGAACUGAAAAAGCGUGUGCGAGCAAGGAAGCCUACAAACCUGACUCAGUUACACCAACUCUGUCAGGAGGAAUGGGCCAAAAUCCACCCAACUUAUUGUGGGAAGCUUGUGGAAGGCUACCCGAAACGUUUGACCCAAGUUAAACAAUUUAAAGGCAAUGCUGCCAAAUACUAAUUGAGUGUAUGUAAACUUCUGACCCACUGGGAAUGUGAUGAAAGAAAUAAAAGCUGAAAUAAAUCAUUCUCUCUACUAUUAUUCUGACAUUUCACAUUCUUAAAAUAAAGUGGUGAUCCUAACUGACCUUAGACAGGGAAUAUUUACUAGGAUUAAAUGUCAGUAAUUUUGAAAAACUGAGUUUAAAUGUAUUUAGCUAUGGUGUAUGUAAACUUCCGACUUCAACUGUGCGUAAGGACAAUAGCAGUAAGGUUGUUAAUUGCUUUCCUUUAACUAGACUUCCUAGUGAAAGUUUGCUCAAUAACCAUGAAGAGCUCAACAAACAUGCAUCACAUGGAGACUUUCUUUCCUUCCCAAUCUCUAAGAGGAAUAUGGUGUCAAGCCCUGGGUGAUUCUGGUGAAGUGUCACGUCUCAAAACUAAAUAUUCAAUCAACUCUGCCCUGCUGUAAACAGAGCAGUUCUAACGAAUGUCCAGAUCUGGCUCAGUUGUGUAUAGUGGCAGCUGAGCUGGUAUGUGCUGUGUAUACACCUUCUCUAUCCAUGCUGCCACUACUGGCUCUGUCUUUCUGUGUGUAUGUGUGUAUGUCUCCUUCCAUCUACUUCUACUGGUUGAGUUGAUCUCUUUUCUCGUGUAGGGGACUGGGAGUGCUACCCACUGGACCCCACUGUGUGGCAUGUAAGUGACUGAUUCUCUUUUUGUAUCUAUUUGAGUGAGUGAGUGAGUGAGUGAGUGAGUGAGUGAGUGAGUGAGUGAGUGAGUGAGUGAGUGACUGAGUGAGUGAUUGAGUGAGUGAGUAUUUGUGUCUGUCUAUGUUUGUAAGUGUGUGUGAAUUUCUAUAUAGUGUGUGCUUGUCGAGAGAGAGAGAGAGAGAGAGAGAGAGAGAGCGAGAUGAGGAAGGAGAGAGAGAGAGAAGAGAAUAGAGGGAGAGAGAGAGAGAGAGAGAGAAGAGAUAGAGCUAGAGAGAGCGAUAGAGAGAGACUCGCUCUAUCAUCUCGCUUCUAUUCUAUACUAAGACGCUAAUAGAGAGGAGAUCUCAUCAGAGACUACAGACAUACAGACUACACAGACAACAGACACAGACUACACACAGACAGGCACGCACCGCCAGACAGAGAGACAGCAGACAGAGAGACUAGACAGAGAGACAGACAGACAGAGAGACAGAAAGAGAAAGAGUAGGUUAGGUAUAAUGUGAUUGCUCCCAGGCUGUUAGAUUGAAUCAGUGUAUUGUUCACAGCAUCCGGUGACAUGGCAGCCAUCCAAAGAGGGUGACCAUCUAAUCGGCCGAAUCACCCUGAGUAAGAGGAGCGUUAUGCCCAAAGAGGCCGGGGCACUGCUGGGGCUGAAGGUUAGAGCUCACACCAGACACAAUCACACUUUGGCUAGACUGUUUUGUGUGUGUGUGAGUAUCUGUGUGUAUGCAUGCAUGUGUGUACGUGUGUGUGUGUGUCUUAAGUUUGGCCAUUGUUUUACUUGACUCUGUGUGUGUGUGUUUGUGUGUAUGUACACAUGAAUGUCCUCAGGUGGUUGGGGGAAGGGUCACAGAGGCGGGCAGACUGGGAGCCUUCAUCACUGUAGUCAAGAAGGGCAGUCUGGCCGACAUCGUGGGACACCUACGAGCAGGUAUGCAAAGUGUGUGUGUGUGUGUGUGUGUGUGUGUGUGUGUGUGUGUGUGUGUGUGUGUGUGUGUGUGUGUGUGUGUGUGUGUGUGUGUAUGUAUGUGUGUGUACAUACAGUAUGUGUGUGUAAAUAUGUUUGUAUGUGUGUGUCGGUUUUGAAGAAUGACAUUGUGUAUUUUCAGGGGAUGAGGUUCUGCAGUGGAACAGCAAGAUGUUGCCAGGAGCAACCCAGAAAGAAGUUUACAAUAUCAUUCUCAAUUCCCAAGCAGAACCCCAAGUGGAACUAGUGGUGUCCCGGCCCAUUGUGUAAGUCAGGAAUAAGAGACUCUUACCUUUGAUUAAAAGACAGCGAACCCUGAUAGAUACACUAUGAUUAGGGUAGUGACUUUGUGAAACUUGGAUUCAAGUGUCUUCUGUGUCUAUCUAUCUGGUGAGAUAAUGGUUAGGUUAGCCCAUAGCCCAAUUUCAUUUCCCACCUUUCUCUCCAAAUUGUACAUGCAUGCACUUUCCCUCAUAGAUUUACAAGGAAUGGUCUGGUGUAAGGAAUAGGGUGCCCACUGGGCGCAGACGUCAGUUCAAUGUCUAGUUUUGAUUUACAUUUGGUUGAGUUGUCAACUAACGUGAAUUCAACAUUUAAAAAAAUCAUUGGAUUUAGGUUCAAAGUUGGGUGAAAAAAAUACUAAAUUCCCUUACGACUUUUUGCAAAUCCAAUCAGUUUUCCACGUUGAUUCAAAAACUGGUUGAUUCAACGUCACAUUUAUUUGGGUUGAAGUGAUGUGGAAACAACGUUGAUUCAACCAGUUUUUGCCCAGUGGGUGGAAACUCCAUUAGAACAUUCAAACAUCAAUGCGAUGCUUUUAAUUUCUUGAGGGCGAGUGAACGAGUUUACUCUGAGGAGACGGGGGUGAAACAGAAUUAGCCUCGUUUGAAUUGGGUGUCACUGUUCACUCACUCCAACCACAUACUGUACAUACAUUUGGUUUUCAUUUUGAACAGUUGUCUUUUUCUGACCUGACUUGUCUUGCUCCUUCGUAAAAACAUAUUUAUUUCCAAACACUUGCGAAGGGUGUAUAAAGCCUAUCAGUAAGUACAGCUACAGUAUUAGGACCCCCUCUCCUUCCACCCGAAAUUACACAAGCACUCCCGUCCUCCCCCACCCUGUGACCAAAGAGCUGACGAAUGCCUAAAUGAGUAGACCGCAAUAAGGGAUUAUUGGUUGUAAAAAAAAUUAUAUGUUGAUCGUACUCUUUCUAUAUUGAUCGUACUCUUUCUAUAUUGAUCGUACUCUUUCUAUAUUGAUCCUACUCUUCCCUCCUGUUUUUAUCUACCAAUAUGUUGCAAUAGACAAGACGACGCUAAACAAUGUUCUUUGUGUACUUGUGUUAUCCUGUCCUAUCAGAUGUUAGUGUGACUUUGACUGAUAUGUCUCUGAUUGAUUCCAGUGAUAUCCCAAGAAUUCCAGACACGUCCCACCCUCCACUAGAAUCUAGUAGGUAUUUCCUCUGCUCUCUCUCUAUCUCUCUCUCUCUCUCUCUCUCUCUCUCUCUCUCUCUCUCUCUCUCUCUCUCUCUCUCUCUCUCUCUGUCUGUCUGUCUGUCUGUCUGUCUGUCUGUCUCUCUCUCUCUCUCUCUUUGCUUUUCCUCUCUGUUUCUCAGUCUACUAUCUCUCUCUUUCUUUUUGACCCUAGUUGUUAGGGGUUUAACUGGGUGAGAUGUGUCUUGUCUUAUUUCUGCCCUCACAGCAGGUUCCAGUUCAUUCGAGUCCCAGAAGAUGGAGCAGCCAUCUAUAUCAGUCAUGUCCCCCACCAGUCCCAGUACACUAAGAGACAACCCACAGCUAAUGCCUGGACAGCUCACAGUGAGUACACACCAACAGACGUGUGUGUGUGUACGCACUCAAACAUGGGAUAAUAAUGCAUUUGGAUAUGGUGUGUAUGUGAUAGUAAUCUGGCUCAUAGUGAUCAUUUCCAUUGUGUGUGUGUUUGUGUGUGUUUUCAGGUACUGCCCGGACAACUUUCAGUAAGUCAAUACCAAAUGAUUGUCAUGUCAUGUAUCAUGAGUGCAGACAUUUGGGGUUGUCUUGUAUUUGUAUGUAGUCUGUAGCCUACAUCAUACCAUUUAAGAUGGGAUGUUGGCUCCCAGUGAUCAUGUUUGGUUGUGUCGAUGUGUGUCCAUGUGCAGGUGAAGCUGUGGUAUGAUAAGGUGGGACACCAGCUAAUAGUGAACGUGGUCCAGGCCACAGAGCUGCCUACACGGCCGGAUGGGCGACCCAGAAACCCCUACGUCAAAAUGUACUUCCUGCCGGACCGCAGGUACGUUAACAUAGUAUAUCACUGACAGACUACCACAAAGAAUGAUCUGUAAACAGGAAGAAACAAACAAAUAUAACUUCUCUCUGUGUGUUUGUGUGUGUGUGUGUGUGUGUGUGUGUGUGUAUAUAUGUGUGUUUGUGUGUGUAUGUGUGUGCAUGCGCAGUGAUAAGAGCAAGCGGAGGACUAAGACAGUGAAGAAGAGCGGAGAGCCCAUGUGGAACCAGACAUUUGUGUACUCCCACGUCCACCGCAGAGACUUCCGCCAACACAUGCUAGAGCUGACUGUGUGGGACCAGCCUCGCCUACCUGAUGAGGAUAGCAUGUUCAUGGGCGAGGUACACACAGAAGUUGAUUAAUUGCUUUCUUUGGCCUCGUGUUUGACUGAUUGUGCUUGCUAAUAUUGGUUAUGUUUAGAUCCUGAUAGAGCUCGAGACAGCCCCGUUGGAUGAUAAGCCUCAUUGGUACAAUCUGCAGACCCACGACGUGUCAUCCAUCCCUCUGCCCCGGCCAUCCCCCUACAUGCCCCGCAGACACACCCACCCCAACACACCCAGCAAGAAGCUUCAGCGUAAGUCUCAGACGGGUAUAUGUGCGAUGUGUGUUCACAAUAUAUUUGUUUGUAUUGUACAGAUGUAGGAUCUGAAUUUCAUCACACUUUUGUUGCUGAGAAUUUUCUUGCACUGCAGGAAAUGCAGAUGAGCUUUGUGAUUUACAUAAAUUAACUGAAAACCAAACUAACACACGGUUAUAUUAACAGUAUUUCUGGCCAGCUAAUAGCCUAACUACCGAUCAAGGUACAUUAUGGACAAAAUGUUCAAAUCCUGUUUCUGCAGGAUUAUUUUGCUGUGAAAAAAUAUGUCAAAUUAAGAUCCUACAUACAGUACCAGUCAAAGGUUUGGACACACCUACUCAUUCAAGGGUUUUUCUUUAUUUUUAUUAUUUUCUACAUUGUAGAAUAAUAGUGAAGACAUGAAAACUAUGAAAUAACACAUAUGGAAUCAUGUAGUGACCAAAAAAGUGUUAACAAAGGGUAGCCACCCUUUGCCUUGAUGACAGCUUUGCACACUCUUGGUAUUCUCUCAACCAGCAACAUGAGGUAGUCACCUGGAAUGCAUUUCAAUUAACAGGUGUGCCUUGUUAAAAGUGAAUUUGUGGAAUUUCCAAUCAGUUGUGUUGUGACAAGGUAGGUGUGGUAUACAGAAGAUAGCCCUAUUUGGUAAAAGACCAAGUCCAUAUUAUGGCAAGAACAGCUCAAAUAAGCAAAGAGAAACGACAGUCCAUCAUUACUUUAAGACAUGAAGGUCAGUCAAUCCGGAAAAUGUCAAGAACUUUGAAAGUUUCUUCAAGUGCAGUCGUAAAAACCAUCAAGCGCUAUGAUGAAACUGGCUCUCAUGAGGACCGCCACAGGAAAGGAAGACCCAGAGUUACCUCUGCUGCAGAGUUAACUGCACCUCAGAUUGCAGCCCAAAUAAAUGCUUCACAGACUUCAAGUAACAGACACAUCUCAACAUCAACUGUUCAGAGGAGACUGCGUGAAUCAGGCCUUCAUGGUCGAAUUGCUGCAAAGAAACCACUACAAAAGGACACCAAUAAGAAGAAGAGACUUGCUUGGGCCAAGAAACACGAGCAAUGGACAUUAGAGCGGUGGAAAUCUGUCCUUUGGUCUGAUGAGUCCAAAUUUGAGAUUUAUGUGAGGCACAGAGUAGGUGAACAGAUAAUCUCCGCAUGUGUGGUUCCCACUGUGAAGCAUUGAGGAGGAGGUGUGAUGGUGUGGGGGUGCUUUGCUGGUGACACUGUCCAUGAUUUAUUUAGAAUUCAAGGCCCACUUAUCCAGCAUGGCUACCACAGCAUUCUGCAGCGAUAUGCCAUUCCAUCAAUUGUUUUUCAACAGGACAAUGACCCAAAACACACCUCCAGGCUGUGUAAGGGCUAUUUGACCAAAAAGGAGAGUGUUGGAGUGCUGCAUCAGAUGACCUGGCCUCCACAAUCACCCGACCUCAACCCAAUUGAGAUGGUUUGGGAUGAGUUGGACCGCAGAGUGAAGGAAAAGCAGCCAACAAGUGCUCAGCAUAUGUGGGAACUCCUUCAAGACUGUUGGAAAAGCAUUCCUCAUGAAGCUGGUUGAGAGAAUGCCAAGAGUGUGCGAAGCGGUCAUCAAGGCAAAGGGUGGCUACCUUGAAUAAUCUAAAAUCUAAAAUAUAUUUUGAUUUGUUUAACACUUUUUUGGUUACUACAUGAUUCCAUAGGUGUGUCCAAACUUUUGACUGGAACUGUAUAUAAAUGUGGUUUGUGCUUGUGUGUGUAUGUGUGUGUCUGUAUGUCUGUCGGCAUGCAUGUCUAUAUCAAUGUGGUCUGUUUACCGCAUUCCUUCUGUAUGUGCCUGUGUGUAUUUAUGUGACAUCCACCAUUGUGCAGGUUCUCAGCUCGUUAUAGAGCCUAAGUAUGAUCAAAUCAAAUCAUCAAAUCAAAUAUAUUUGUCACAUGCUUCGUAAACAAUAGGUGUAGAGUAACAGUGAAAUGCUUACUUACGGGCCUUUCCCAACAAUGCAGAGAGAAAUAAAACAGUAAUAAUAAAAAAGAAUAACACAAGGAAUAAAUUCACAAUGAGUAAUGGUAACUUGGCUAUAUACACAGGGUACCAGUACCGAGUCGAUAUGCAGGGGUACGAGGUAAUUGAGGUAGAUAUGAAACAUAUAGGUAGGGAUAAAAUGACUAGGCAACAGGAUAGAUAAUACAGUAGCAACAUAGUAUGUGAUGAGUCAAAAGAGUUAGUGCAAAAAAGCUCAAUACAGAUUGUCCGGGUAGCUAUUGGUUAAUUAUUUAACUAACUAUUUUGCCGUCUUAUGGCUUGGGGGUCGAAGCUGUUCAGGGUGCUGUUGGUUUCAGACUUGGUGCGUUGGUACCGCUUGCCAUGCGGUAACCGAGAGAACAGUCUAUGACUUGGGUGGCUGGAGUCUGACAAUUUUUGGGGCCUUCCUCUGGCACCGCCUGGUAUAAAGGUCCUGUAUGGCAGGGAGCUUGGCCCCAGUGAUGUCCUGGGCCGUACGCACUACCCUCUGUAGCGCCUUGCGGUCGGAUGCCAAGCAGUUACCAAACCAAGCGGUGAUGCAGGCAGUCAAGAUGCUCUCAAUGGUGCAGCUGUAUAACUUUUUGAGGAUCUGAGGGCCCAUGCCGAAUCUUUUCAGCCUCCUGAGGGGGAAGAGGCAUUGUCGUACCUUCUUCGUGACUGUGUUGGUGUGUGUGGACGGUCCAUGGUAAUUCCUUAGUGAUGUGGACACUGAGGAACUUGAAGCUCUCGACCCUGCUCCACUACAGCCCCGUCAAUGUGGAUGGGGCCGUGCUCGCCCUCUGUUUCCUGUAGUCCAUGAUCAGCUCCUUUGUCUUGCUGAUGUUGAGGGAGAGGUUGUUGUCCUGGUACCACACUGCCAGGUCACUGACCUCCUCCCUAUAGGCUGUCUCAUAGUGAUCAGGCCAACCACCGUUGUGUCGUCAGCAAACUUAAUGAUGGUGUUGGAGUCACGGGUGAACAGGGAGUACAGGAGGGGACUAAGCACACACCCCUGAGGGGCCCCUGUGUUGAGGGUCAACAUGUCGUAUGUUUUGCUGCCUACCCUCACAACCUGGGGGCGGCCUGUCAGGAAGUCCAGGAUCCAGUUGCAGAAGGAGGUGUUCAGUCCCAGGGUCCUGAGCUUAGUGAAGAGCUUGGAGGGCACUAUGGUGUUGAACACUGAGCUAUUGUCAAUGAACAGCGUUCUCACGUAGGUGUUCCUCUUGUCCUGGUGGGAUAGGGCAGUGUGGAGUGCAAUAGAGAUUACAUCAUCUGUGGAUCUGUUGGGUCAAGGGUGUAUUUGAUGAAGAUGUUGAUGUGAGCCAUGACCAGCCUUUCAAAGCACUUCAUGGCUAAAGAUAUGAGUGCUACAGGACGAUAGUCAUUUAGACAGGUUACCUUGGCAUUCUUGGGCACAGGGACUAUGGUGGUCUGCUUGAAACAUGUAGGUAUUACGGACUUGGUCAGGGAGAGGUUGAAAAUGUCAGUGAAGACACUUGCCAGCUGGUCAGCGCAUGCUUUGAGUACAAAUCCUGGUAAUCUGUCUGGCCCCGUGGCCUUUUGAAUGUUAACCUGUUUAAAGGGCUUACUCAUAUCGGCUACGGAGAGUGAGAUCACAAAGUCGUCCAGAACAGCUGGUGCUCUCAUGCAUCGUUCAGUGUUGCUUGCUUUGAAACGAGCAUAGAAUAAAUGUAGCUAUUCUGGUAUGCUCACAUCACUGGGCAUCUCGCGGCUUGGAUUCCCUUUAUUAUCUGUGAGUUUGCAAGCCCUGCCACAUCCGACGAGCGUCAGAGCCGGCAUAGUAGGAUUCGAUCUUAGUCCUGUAUUGACGUUUUGACUGUUUGAUGGCUCAUCAGAGGUCGUAGCGGGAUUUCUUAUAAGCGUCCGGAUUAGUGUCCCUUGAAAGCACAGCUCUAGCCUUUAGCUCAGUGCGGAUGUUGCCUGUAAUCCAUGGCUUCUGGUUGGGAUAUAUAUGUACGGUCACUUUGGGGACGACGUCAUUGAUUCACUCCUCAAUGUGGUAAACUCCUCAAUGUUUUUGGAUGAAUCCCGGAACAUAUUCAGUCUGUGCUAGCAAAAAAAACAGCCCUGUAGCUUAGCAUCCGCUUCAUCGGACAACUUCCUUAUUGAGCGUGUCAAUAGUACUUCCUGUUUGAAUUUUUGCUUAUAAACAGGAAUCAGGAGGAUAGAGUUAUGGUCAGAUUUGCCAAAUGGAGGGCGAGGGAGAGCUUUGUAUGUGUUUCUGUGCAUGGCGUAAAGGUGAUCUAGAGAUUCGCCUCUAGUUGCACAGGUGAAAUGCUAGUAAAAAUUAGGUAAGACGGAUUUCAGUUGCCCUGCAUUAAUUAAAAUCACCGGCCACUAGGAGCGCCACCUCUGGAUGUGCAUUUUCUUGUUUGCUUAUGGCCCUAUACAGGUUGUUGAGUGUGGUCUUAGUGCCAGCAACGGUUUGUGAUGGUAAAUAGACAGCUACGAAAAAUAUAGAUGAAAAUUAUCUUGGUAAAUACUGUAGUAUGGUCUGCAGCUUAUCUAGGUAUUCUAAGUCAGGCGAGCAAAACUUUGAGACUUCCUUAACAUUAGAGAUCACACACCAGCUUUUGUUGUCUUUAUGAUGCAUAAAAAAACAGCUAGAUGUUUAUUAUGUCCUUGUUCAGCCACGACUUCAAGAAACAUAGGAUAGUACAGUCUCGAACGGAGCUUGUCCAGUUUGUUCUCUAGUGAUUGUGUGUUUGCCAAUGGAACCGAGGGUAGAGGCAAUUUAAUUAGGGAUCCCGGGGAUUAGGGCCUGGUCCGGAAUGAGCAGUAAAUCCACAGCUGCCGACUCGUUGAAGUAGAAAUCUUCAUCCCAAUCGAGGUUAGUGAUCACUGUUCUGAUGUCCAGAAUCUGUUUUCGGUCAUAGGAAAUUAUGUCAGCAAUAUUUUGUACCAAAACGUUAAGAUCAAAGUUUUUUUUUAAAACACACAAAAUAGCAGAAUUGGUCAGCAGCUCGUAAGACGGCAGCUAUCCACUGCAGCACCAUCUUCGAGUUGUGUCUAAAGGUGCGUGGGGGCAUGGGAAUGCUGUCUUACUAAGAGAGACAUUCCAUCGGCAUUCUACAACUAAAAUGUGGUUCUGUUGUGGUCAGAACACUGGACCUCAUAAACCUUCACUGCUCUAUUUGUGUGUGUGUGUGUGUGUGUGUGUGUGUGUGUGUGUGUGUGUGUGUGUGUGUGUGUGUGUGUGUGUGUGUGUGUGUGUGUGUGUGUGUGUGUGUGUGUGUGUGUGUGUGUGUGUGUGUGUGUGUGUGUGUGUGUGUGUGUGUGUGUGUGUGUGUGUGUGUGUGUGUGUGGGUGGGUGUGCAUGCGUGCGAGUGUGCAUGCGUGUGGGGGCGUAUGUGUGUGUUUGAAAGAGAGAGAGAGGAAAAAGAGAGAGUGAGAGAGGAAGAGAGAAAGAAGUUGAUACAGCCACUAACCUCUCAUUAUUUUUCUUGGUAAAAAAAGAAAUUGUAGAUUAAAGGCACCCACUGUCAGCUUUAAUGAAUUAUUCCUCUAGAAAUGACAAAAAACUCACAUUGACCUUCAGAAAAUAGUUAAUUGCAGUGUGAUUGCAGUGUGAUUUUUCACUGUUUCUACAUCAGGCAGUUCAUUAUGUUUUUAUAUAAACUGAACAUUCAAAGCUCACAGCAGGAGGUUGUUUGGUAAAGCAGGAACAGUCGGUAUCCUUGGGUUCAACUGGCAUGAGUAGUUUGUAUUAGUAUUGUCAUACUAGAGCUGAAGGAUACAAAUGUGCCAGCUUGGGGCAAUAUAGUAUGUCGUAUGUAUGUUUGCUUUUAUGAACACUGCUUCUCUUUCCCUGCGGGUGUCUGUGUAGCGGCCGAAAGAGGCUCACGGGAGAGAGAGAGGCAGCAGAGGGAUCCCCACGCCACCACUCUGGAGGUGCCGGAGCAGCAGAGGACACCCCAGCAUCGCUCUCGAUCUGUCUCCCCUCACAGAGAGGAACAGGGCAGGGGCCGAUCACGACCCACCAACGUCCCCACCCAGAGGUGAGGGAGAGGAAAGGAGAGGGGGAGAAGGGGUGUUGAUGAAGAGAGAGGGGGAGGAGAGAACUUCAGGGACAUGUUUGUGUUUCGGCCUUUGUGACCCAGAACAAGUAGUGCUGCCAAUAAUUCUCUUACUGUCACUGCCAACACAGCCAGCACAUACAGUGUUACCACAGCUAAAAGCCUUGUUCUCUCUUUCUCCCCACCCCCCACCCCUUCUCUCUUUCACACUCUCUCUCAUCUUUCUCACGCCUCCUCUGUGUCAGGAGUUUGGAUGAUGAGGUCCACCAUAGUAGGAGGUCUAGUUCUCCCACCCGCUACUACGACUCUGCCAGAGGACACUACCAGGAGCAGGACUAUGUAGAUGACAGGUGUGUGUGGGUGUGUGUGGGUGUGUGUGUGUGUGUGUGUGUAUGUGUGUGUGUGUGUGUGUGUGUGUGUGUGUGUGUGUGUGUGUGUGUGUGUGUGUGUGUGUGUGUGUGUGUGCGUGUGUGCGUGUGUGCGUGCGUGCGUGCGUGCGUGCAAUCGGGUGGCCCUGGAUUAUUUGUCCCUGUCGUGUUUUCCAGUUCGAAAAGUACCUUUAGUUGUAUUUCUUCCUUUUUCUUCUGCUCUCUUCCUUUCUGUGAUUCAGCACAAUGAAUAGUCGGGAUUAUGUUUGGAUAUGGCUGCUCACUUGUUGGUUUGGUCUCAGUUGUUUGUUGAUUCAGACUCUCAGAACAAUGAAGUUAUAGCCAUGAGACAAAAGUUUAUUAAGAGUUAUAAGGCGUCGUAGCAUCUCUUGCUGUCAUGUUUGUACCUGUCGGAGUAGGUAGAAGUUGCCAAUAACCACUGAUACAUGGUCAGAUUUGUUCAUCCCCUGUAAUGGUUAGGGUUAGGAAAUGGGAUAGAGUCAUCUGAUCCUAGAUCUGUGGUUAGGGGCAACUUCUACCUGUCCCAUUGUUCUCCGCUGGCUCAGCUUUGUAUCUAUGUUCUUUCCCUGUCCUCCGGCUUCCAUUGUUUAUUUCCUCAUGUGUAAUCCAUCCCCAUGGUAACCACAGUGAGGUCAUCUUGAUCCACCAAUCAAAUCGGGGCAAAAGUGCAGAGUGCCUACACACUAAAAGGUAAACAGGAGUCAGGACAUUUAUUAUUAUUAGGUAUGAUCAUAAUCCUCAUUCUCACCAUCCUUAUAAACCUUUAUCUGAAGCACAUCAUGGUUGAGGUUGGUUCUCUUUUUCUUUUAGCCUUUUCUAUACGUUGAUUUUGGAGCCGCAUAUAGAUGUGUAGAGUUCUUCGAUGACUUCACUCUUGAUCUGCUAUAUGCAUCUUAUUCUGUCAUAAUGUAUGUGAGAGAGUAAUGGACAUGCAGUGUGUCCAUCCUAUCCCAUGUGACAGUGACACAACACACAUCCUCUGUAGCUCAAUUGGUAGAGCAUGGCGCUUGUAAUGCCAGGGUAGUGGGUUCGAUCCCCGGGACCACCCAUACGUAAAAAUGAAUGCGCACAUGACUGUAAGUUGUUUUGGAUAAAAGCGACUGCUAAAUGGCAUAUAAUUAUUAUAUUAUUAACACUGGGACUGUUCACUACUGACCGCACAUAGCCUCUGCUGAUCCUGGCCAAUGCCUGAGGGGCAGCUAGUUAUUCAGAGUUAGCGUCAUGUAGCUAUAGUGAUCCAUUCAUGGUUGUAAUAAUGUCCCUCAAACAUUAGAGGGCACUUUUUGACGCUAGUUCAGUGCAUUGCUAGAUCCAUUAUAUUGGACAAAAGUGCAAUACUGUCUAAGUGAGCCCACCCACAGAGGUAGGUGGCAAAGCCUGGCUGGUACAUGGCUGGUACAUGGGCUGGAAGAGACUGGCAAAGGCUGGCAUACAUGCUUCCACGCAUCUGGCAUGCUGCUCUCCUGUCUUUCUUUAGCAGUAGUUUGGGAAUUCUAUUUCCAUUAUUUUAAUCCAUCUUCCUCCUUCCCCGUUUUCUAUCUCUGUCUCCUGCAUGCACACACACGUCACACCACUCACCUCAGGAGCUCUUCUAGACACAGUAACACACUUUCCACUAAGAUGCCCCUCUUAGUCAACGGCAUCCACAAGGACAUUUACAGGUACGUGGAAGAAGAGAGAGGCUGUGUUGGAAAGUUGCUCCCCUCCAAACUUUGUACCCCCGCCUCUCCCCACCGUACACACACAAUUAUCUUGUAAGUUAGUGUUGUUGUGGUAUGUUAUACAUUUGUAGUUUUAUGUUCAGGAGGUAAUAUCACUUGAGUUGACUUCAUAUAGCUACAUCAUAUGCACCAGACCAAUGUUGCAGUACAGAUACUGUAUCCUGGUCUUACUGAUCUUGGUCUUACUGAUAUCCUUGGAUGAAUUCCAUCAAUUCACAUGGAGCAGGUAUUGAAAGUAGUCCAAUUUGCACUUCAGAAACAGUUGUUGUUAUCUUGCCCAUGGGAGUAUUGUCCACAGUUGUAGGCUACCACACACAUCAUUACCUGCUCUUGGCCUCUGUUUGUUUUAUGUUAAGUAGAUUUUUGUUGCCUUUUUAUUGCAUGCUUUCAUUUUGAUUUUUUUGUCUUGAGUGAAGUUCCACGCUGCCUGCAUGUCUAAAGACUAGCUCAAUGGUGCGCUCCAGUGUUGUCACAGCAACGCACCGCUCUUUCACACAACGAGUUCUCAGGUUUACAGACGAGAUCACCAUUAGGUAAGACACACACAGACACACACACACACACACACAGACACACACACACAGACCUUUAGCCCUCCAUGACCUCCUCAUACCAUGGUCAAGGACUCUUCUGAGAACCGGGGAACAGGUCUCCCUGACAACCUGACUACCUCACUAUCUGACAACAUAUUGCAUUGCCGUGAUUGUAAUCAAUCACCUAAUCACUCAAAACCAGGUUCAGACUAGCAUGUCCUUUAUGAUUUGGGUAUCUAACAUUUCUUUCUUUUCCAUUUUUCUCUUCUUUUUUCUGCAUCUCCUCCUGUCCUGUUUUCUCCUCUCCUGCAUUGGAUGGCAUGUUAUUGGGCUAGUGAUCUACAGCCUUCUCUGGACAGGGUUAAGACUUGGAGCGCUAGCACCAACUGUCUGAACCCAGAAAGGAACCACAGUGUUCCUUCACCAGAGCCCCAAAGGUACCAGCCCACUGACCUGUACCCUGCACCCCACCUUCUACACUUUACCACCUAUUUUAGUGUGUGUGUGUGUGUGUGUGUGUGUGUGUGUGUGUGUGUGUGUGUGUGUGUGUGUGUGUGUGUGUGUGUGUGUGUGUGUGUGUGUGUGUGUGUGUGUGUGUGUGUGUGUGCAAAAGCUCUUAUGGCUUGUGCAAAAGUAAUGGUAUAGUGCAGUGUCUGAAAGAAUCCAUUCUCUUUGUAGAGUCUCAUGGAGUGAGUGUUUGUACAUAGCUACUUUGUAAGAUGCAAUAAAGGGAGGGUCCCUUUUUUGUGGUAACAGCCUUAAACUGAGACUCAGAGCUAUGAUAGACCCAUGAACUUGAUAAAGCCCCUAUGAGCUAUGAGAGUGCAGGUGAUCCAUAAUGCAUGUGUUUCUCUGUGUGUACACCGGGGGCGCUGUGGGUUUUAGCUGUUCCCAGUCUCUGCCCCGCAGACGCCCCGGCAGCCCCAGGAUUCUAAUCCAACACGCCUCCCCAGAAGACGACAGGUACCCCCUUCCCAUCCGGCCCCAUCCCCCCUGUUAGCAGCUGGCCCCAACUCUAACCCCCACACCUGUACUAAACCCCAAUGCACACUAAUAGCUAGCUAACCUCUAACCAUAAACAUAUCCCAAUCAAUAAUUUUGCUCUAUGGUACUAUAUUUCAGACUAUUUAGAAUCACUGUGACUUGUUGUUUUGAUUCUAGAAUUUAACAGUCUGUAGGUGUUCUAAAAUGUUGUAGCCUGUAGUUUGUGUUCUACAAUCCAGUUUGUGUUCUAGCAUUCUGCCGUGUAAACUUUGUGUUCUAAAAUCCUUGCAGCCUCUAUCUUCUCGUGAAGAAUGGCUGUGCUGUUUUGCUUUGUAGUUGUAGUCUAUGAAACUGAGGGAUUUCAGAAGCUUUUGUCUGUCUAUUGCAUGCCAACUGAGCUUUUAUCAUUAUCACUAAUGUCUGUCUUUCAUAUUCAUAACAAAAUACACAUAAUUCAGGAUUCAAAGUUGAGUUUAUAUCUAUGUAAGUCAUAAGUGGUGUGUGUGUGUCUCUGUGUAUGUGUGUCUGUGUUUCUUAUCAUGCCAUCUCAUCACCCUCAUGUUUGUGGUGUGUAUGAAGCAGAUGGAUGAUGGAGCAUCUAGUUCCUAGACAAGAGACAGUAAACCACCUCAGUGCAAAGAAGAGGUACACACACACACACACACACACACAGUACUUGUUCAAUGAAUGCAUGAGUGUGUGAUGCUUCUUCGUAAUCAUUGUUCCAUAUUCAAUUUUUGUGUAUUGACAACACAGAGACAGCUACAUCAAAUCUAUAUCUCAACUGGCUUGUCUUCUGUAGAGCAUAAGGCUAUUAGAUUCAUUACGAAUAGAGAAUCAGACUUCUCUCACUUACCCCAGCUGUUUACCCCUCUACCAUACUCCAUUAAUUUAUUCAUCCAUCCAUCCGAUUCUUUCUGUUUUCCACUCAUCCCCCAAUUUCCCAGGCAAACUCGGACCCUGGACUCAUCCACCUGUCACACUCUGGGCAAGAAGCUCCCUGACAGAGACAGGUAAGGUGGCCAACCAUAACAUAUACCCAGAGUUUUUUGUUUCAACAUCAUCACCUCCGGCCCAAUCCUCAAACUUUCAUAAAAUCUCCCAUUCACAUCAGUACAGGAUUAAAGUGAAAGUUUGAGUCGAGCAUGUGAAUCUCACUGUGAGUUUCAUCCUGCCAUCAUAGUCUGUCCCCUCACAUGAGUUCCCAGAGUAGGAUGAAGUUCCCCUUAGACAUGAUCUAACAUCAGUUUUCCCCCAUAAUAAUUGAGGUUGGGAUUUGUUUGUGGGUAAAUUGAUCCUAGAUCUGUACCCAUGGGUGACUUUUACCUAGAGGGGGGGGGGUCUACCUCCUUUCUGUUCACUAGUUCAUCCACAGUACCACUAUUUAGACUUUGAUUUGGGAAUUAACUGUUACUUUUAAGUCACCUACACCUGUACUGUACUGGGCUGCAGUGUUUAGCAUCAGGGGUUGGAACCAAAAAAAAUUCUCCAAUCGUUUAGUUCAGAACAUUUUUUUUUUCUUUUUCGUUCCGUUCCACUGUUCCGACCAGCAAAAUAAAGUCCUGAACCGGUUCGAACAAAAAAAAAGUAACAAUUUAUUUAGUUCCUUUCUGUUCCUUUUUAAACCUCUGAAAUAUUUAUAUAUUUUGUACAUUUAGCUCAAAAUUAAAUUACUUCACCAAUGGAUAGAGCAGCUUGCUAUGGAGCGGGCAAGAUAUGUACAUGCAUUGGACAGACAAAUGUAGCGUAGGGUGUUACAUGUGACUGAAAUUUUGCGGGUCAGGAUAAUGCUGGGCAUGAAGCGCUGGGCAUCUUCUUUUUAUGACAUGCAUUAUCUGAAUUAGGCUCACAGAUUUAUACCUACGGAGGAGCGGCUUCUAUGAAGGAACUUUAAAUGUCUUUGAACUUCAAAGAGUUGGCUUAACUAAUGUUGGCCCAGAGCUAGCCCUUGAUCAUGACUCUCAGUUCCAUUACAUUACACUUAAUGGCGUCUAGAGUUUUCAAAAGCUAGACCAGAGCUAGCUAACAAGCUAGCUAGAUAACAAGCUUGUGUGUGCAGAGCGGCACCAGUUAUUCAAAUAAAAACAUGUCUUUUAGUUAAUAUAUCCAAUGUGAAACGUGAUAACUAUAGUAUCCUUAACUACCAUUGAAAAAGUGAAUCUAUUGUUCUGUAAUUAAAAAUCUCUCUCCCUAAUUUCUGAAUCACGCCUUUAACGCCAGUAGCUACAGUAGACUAUGCAUGCUUCGGAGGGAGGGGCAGGUAGCCUAAACUCGUACAGGCAAAGAUUUUCAGCUGGCAGGCAGGCAGACACUGGAAUAAGUUUAUGAGUGACAAUGAAGGCUUUGCAUAGGUCCUUUGUUGCGUCUUUUGAGGGACUGGAAAAAAAAUCACGGAACGUAAAAUAACGUUAUUAACCGGUUCCCAUGCUUUUAAAAUAACGGUUCUAUUCCGGAACAGUAUAGAUCACUUUUGUUGUUCUUUUCUGGUUUUCGGUUCUCUUCCCUGAACCAGUUCCAACCCCUGGUUAGCAUGGUGAUGCUAACAUUAGCAUGAUAGUAUUGGUUAGGAUUCAUUUAUAUGUUUUCACAUGGAGGCAAGUUGAGCUUGCGUUUGCAAUGGACAGUUCAGGACCAAUGUGUGAUCGUCCCUAAUAUGGGAUCUGGUAGUUUGACCUGCACAUUUCAGAUUUCUUUUUCUGAGAUGUCUCUCACACUGUCUAGACUGAUUUCAACAUGUUUGACAACGUUUUUAUUUGUAUUUUUUUAUAUAUAUUUUCCUUUCAUUUUAUUUCCUUUUUCCAUGCUGCUUUGCGCUGUGCGACGUUGUGCACACGGUGUGUAUGGUGUGUGUGUGGGGGGCCCCCAGAAUAAAGCCCACCUCCAUCCUGAAGGCAUCCCGAGGACGGCCCCCUCCCCUGCGGCCGCUCGGUAAGGGGAACCUCCGGGGGUUGGCCCCGGGCUCACCCCAAACAAACAGGUGCUGACCUCUGACCCCUCACCUCUGACCCCCUGGAGGAGUGGUCUGAGAGAGCUGCUACCUUCCUCCUCUGUGAUCCCACUGCCUUUAAUGCAGACACACGAUUUAUUUGACAUUGUACCCCAGCCCUGGGCCAGUGUGUGGUGGGUUGUGGUGGAUUGUGUGUGUAAGUGUAUGUGUUGUGUGUGUUAUACAACGAGUGGGCCUAAUCCUGAAUGCUUGGUGUCUAUUCCACAAGUUACCACCUGCUAAAUCUAUGACAUUAAAAUGCCUAUUUACUCUGUUCCAUCCGACUGCGCAAUCCAGUCUCAUCAGCCCAGCCAUGCAAUUUAUAAACUUUCCACUAUAAAAUGCAUCUAGACAUUAUCUCACAUUUCUUUUAGACUAACAUUUAGUUUUCUACAGCUGAGAUUUGUAUAAACCUUGCUGUCUGUCUCUCCCACAUUUGCAACAUUGUUUCAAUAUUCAAAGGGUAACUCCAGCUGUCGUAUAGUAAUGAACGAGUCGGGAGUCAGGUCGAGACAGACAGGCAGGCAGCUUUUCUCAGCCAGUCGAAAUCAUGAAUCAGCAUCAUUUUUAUGGAUAUAUACAAAUAAAUAUAAAUUGAAAACAGGUAAAAACAAAACGAAGUGCAGAUAGUUUGCAGUCUUUCCAGCUUCAGUUUGAAGUGAUUGUGUUAGCUGUGUUGUUGGCUAGCUCCUCUGAACAACAGUGUCCUGAUGAGAGAGCACAUUUUCUAUGCCAGGUGAAAUCGCGCCUCAUUAGCUCAUUGUUAUGGAUGUAUCCAAAUAAAUGUCACUUGAAAAUAGCUUAAACAAAUGCAAAUGCAGCUGCUUUGUUGUCCUGGCUGCACUGUUUGACGUGACUGUAAGUUAGCUGUAGUUGACUAGCUAGCAAGCAAGGGAUAAGAACAUUGCCAGCCAGUAUGGUAAUAGAACAUAUAGAACGAAUGACUGGGUCGCGUCCAUAGAUACAGAACAAAAAGACUGAACGAUUGGGUCGCGUCUCUGGCAACCGAACCGAUAGAACGAACGACCAGCCGGCGUGGGUAGCAACCCUAGAUUUGUGUCGGGACUAUAUCAUGUGGAAGGAUGAAAUAGUAUGAAUAAAUUCAUCAAAAUAAAGUUUUUAAUGAAAAUAUGUAAAUAAUUAUUUGAAUAUGUUGGUAACCCGUUAUAUAAAAGUGAUAAUGCCCUUGAAGCCGGUGUUUGGAGGAUAUAUUGGCACGGUUUGCUGGCCUCGACGAACAACACCUGUGCCAAUAUAUCCUCCAAACACCGGCUUCUCGGGCAUUAUCACUUAAAUGCUCACUAAUGCUAAUUGUCUAUGUUUUUCACGGUCUCAAUGUAUCUAGCUCUUUUUGCUACAGGACCUCACACCAGCCACAAUGGAAUGAGCUGCAUAUUGAGUGUAGUACACUUCCCCUCACUGUGUUACCAAGCUUUACUCGUGUUUACUUCUUAGUUCGUACUGUGAGCUCCAAAAGUAUUUGGACAGUGACAAAUGUUUUGUUGUUUUGGCUCUGUACUCCAGCACUUUGGAUUUGAAAUGAGACAAUGACUAUGAGGUUAAAGUGCACUGUCAGCUUCAAUUUGAGGGUAUUUUCAUCCAUUUCGGGUGAACCGUUUAGAAAUCACAGCACUUUUUGUACAUAGUCCCCCAUUUUAGGGGACCAAAAGUAUUGGGAGAAAUUCACUUAUAUGUGUAUUAAAGUAGUAAAAAGUUAAGUAUUUGGUCCCAUAUUCAUAGUAUGCAAUAACUACAUCAAGCUUGUGACUUGCUUCCAUUUGCUGUUUAUUUUGGUUGCGUUUCAGUUUAUUUUGUGCCCAAUAGAAAUUAAUGGUAAAUAAUGUAUUGUGUCAUUUGUAUUGUAUUGUAAAUAAGAAUAUAAUAUAUUUCUAAACACUUCUACAUUAAUGUGGAUGCGACCAUGAUUAUGGAUAAUCCUGAAUGAAUCGUGAAUAAUGAGUGAGAAAGUUACAGACGCACAAAUAUCAUACCCUCAAGACAUGCUAGCCCCCCCUGUUAUUGUAAUGUUGAGAGGUUAGCAUGUCUUGGGGGUAUGAUAUUUGUGCGUCUGUAACUUUCUCACUCAUUAUUCAUGAUUCAUUCAGGAUUAUCCGUAAUCCAUAAUCUUGGAGUCACAAGCUUGAUGUAGUCAUUGUGUACUAUGAAUAUGGGACCAAAUACUUAACUUUUUACUACUUGAAUACACAUAUAAGUGAAUUUGUCCCAAUACUUUUGGUCCCCUAAAAUGUGGGGACUAUGCACAAAAAGUGCUGUAAUUUCUAAACGGUUCACCCGAUAUGGAUUAAAAUACCCUCAAAUUAAAGCUGACAGUGCACUUUAACCUCAUAGUCAUUGUAUCAUUUCAUAUCCAAAGUGCUGGAGUACAGAGCCGAGAAAGAAAAAUAUAUAGGUCACUGUCCCAAUACUUUUGGAGCUCACUGUAUGUGUAAAAACUCUGUGUCCAACAGUGAAACUAAUAGUUGGUGUUGCAGGAUUUCCAUGAAGAGAUACAUCCCCUUGUUGUAUCUCUCUCUCAUUCUCUCAUCCUCUCUCUUUCCAUCUCUCUCUCUCAGGAUCCCCCUCCAAGGUGGUGCGUCUCUGUCCUCCUCCGUGACGUCCUCGUCAGCAGCUCGCAGGGUCAGACACCUCCCACAGGUCCCCGACAAGAGUAGCAGCCCCGUAGAGCAAGGUGUGUGUGGCUUUCUAGACUUGAUUUUGUCUGUAAACCUGAAUGAGUGAGAGAUAUGUGUGUGUGCUUAUUUUUGCUCAUUCCUCCCUGUGUGUGUGUGUGUGUGUGUGUAUGUGUGUGUGUGUGUGUGUGUGUGUGUGUGUGUGUGUGUCUAGCUCUAGCAGCAGAGGAGCGUGUUCGUCAGCUCCAGAUGAAGGUGCAGCAGAGGGACUCCUACAGGAGUUCUGCUGCUCCCUCCACUUCCAGCAGGGACCUGGAGAGGGCGCUUAAGAGCAAACGCGAGGUCAGUCACCUUUCACUAGAGGUCAGCCACUAACCCUAACCCUCUGUCUGUCUCCCUUUCCAUCUCUCUCUGUCCCUCUCUCUCUCGCUCCCCAUAUCUCUGUCCUUCCCUCCAUCUCUCUCUGUCCCUCUCUCUCUCACUCCCCAUAUCUCUGUCCCUCUCUCUCUCUCGCUCCCUGUAUCUCUGUCCCUCUCACCAUCUCUCUCUAUCCCUCUCUCUCUCUCUCUCUCUCGCUCCCCAUGUCUCUGUCCUUCUCUCUCUCUCUCUCUCGCUCCCCAUAUCCCUGUCCCUCCUUCCAUCUCUCUCUCACCCCUCACUUGUCUAUCCCCCCUCUCAAUUCAAAACAAUUCAAUUAAGUUUAUUGGCAUUAAUAAAUACAUGUGUAUAUAUCGUCUCAUCCUAUCUCUAGCUGUAUAAGGACCAGAGGAGAACCAGCUGUGAGAACGUAUCCCGCAAGUCUUCAGACAGUGAUGUCAGUGACGUGUCAGCCAUCUCUCGCACCAGCAGUGCCUCCCGCAUCAGUAGUACCAGCUACAUGUCCAUCCAGUCAGAGAGACCCCGGGGACGCUUCAAGUAAAUAGAACCACACACACACGCAAACACACACACACACAAACACACACUCCUGUGUGUUGCAGUAAUGUCUGCAACAUAUAUUUGUCUGUAUGUGUGUGUAGCAAUGCGAUCCAUGCGUCAGGCCGCAGCAUGUUGAAGAGCACCAGCGUGAGCGGUGAGAUCUAUGGCAUUGAGCGCACGGACGGCAGCCAAUCAGAUACAGCAUUGGGCGGGGGCAAGAAGCGACGCUCCAGCCUCAGCCAACGCGUGGUGGCCAUCGUGGGCCUGCCCUCCAGACGCAGCUGCAGCACCUCACAGCUCACCUCCCAGAAAGGUAACACAGACAGACCAUACAAACAAGACUCUCCCAUACACAAGCCCUGGAUCCAGCACCCAUCUGACCACCUGUUGGUAUUGUUCAUGCAUUGUUGUGUGUUUGCUGUGUGUGUGCAAUAAGAAGCAGUGGGGGUGGAUACUAAGAAGAAGGGCAAGAAAAAGAACAAAAUCCAGAUCCAGAGGAGUACAGAGGUGGGUAUGGCUGUAGAUUACCCCCGCUCUGCCAUGAACCGCCAGACCAGCAGAGACUCCACCAACGGCAGCAUGAACAGCUACAGCUCUGAGGGGAAGUCAGUAUCUCUAGCCUCACUCUGUCUCUUUGACUAUAGUGGUAGUGUCAUUCUCAAUGCUUAUCCAUUGUAACGUUAUUCAGUAGUCUAACCCCAGUAUGUGUGUGUCUGUCUGUGUGUGUGUGUGUGUGUGUGUGUGUGUGUGUGUAUUCCAGUCUAAUCUUCUCGGGGAUGAGGCUGGGGGCUGACAGUCAGUUCAGUGACUUCCUGGAUGGCCUUGGCCCGGCCCAACUGGUGGGCCGGCAAACAUUAGCCACACCUGCCAUGGGUGAGUGACACAAAGGACUUGUGUAACCUGACAUAAGAUACUACAUACAGUAUGAUACAUUCAUUGAACUGGAUAAGAUAUACUGUGUGUGUUUUACAGGAGAUGUUCAAAUCGGAAUGAUGGAUAAAAAAGGCCAGCUGGAGGUAGAGGUGAUCAGGGCACGUGGCCUUAACCCCAAACCAGGGUCCAAAUCACUCCCAGGUACCACAUACACCCACCCACCCACCCACCCACCCACAUACAGAUAAGUGUGUUUGUUCUCCAUUCCCUCAUUCCUUUCUCCCCCCCCCUCUCUCUCGCUGCAGCUCCCUAUGUCAAGGUGUACCUGUUGGACAACGGAGCCUGUAAAGCCAAAAAGAAAACCAAGAUUGCACGUAAAACCCUGGAGCCACUUUAUCAGCAGGCCCUGCUGUUUGAGGAGAGCCCACAGGGGAAGGUCCUCCAGGUAAUAACACCGGGGAGCUGUACUGUGUGUUAUGUGUUUGUUUGUGUUUGUGCGUGUGCGUGCAUGCUUCCUUGGCCUAACAUAUCUCUCUCCCCUUCCACAGGUAAUAGUCUGGGGCGACUACGGGCGACUGGACCACAAAUGCUUCAUGGGAGUUGCACAGAUCCUAUUGGAGGAGCUGGAUCUCUCUAGCACAGUGAUUGGCUGGUACAAACUGUUUCCCCCGUCCUCAUUGGUGGACCCUACAUUAGCCUCGCUCACGCGGCGGGCGUCCCAGACAUCCCUGGACAGCUCAGGACCAGCUAGUAUGCGCUCUUAG